This is a messenger RNA of Entrophospora sp. SA101, 183 nucleotides long. NCBI's taxonomy places the organism in Eukaryota, Fungi, Glomeromycota, Glomeromycetes, Entrophosporales, Entrophosporaceae. The record is from the annotation of a GenBank genome assembly.
AUGAUCAAUAAUAACAUGGUAAAAAUUAAAAAUAGCAUUUUUCUUAAAGAUAACAAUGAUUUUCAAAAUAAACUUAUCGAACCAAUAGAUAGUAGUGAACUUUUAGAAGAAAGCGAUGAAUGUCCGUUACCAUUAUUAGAAGAAGCUGAUGAAAAUGAAGUGGAGUUUAUUAGAAGAAAGUAA